Molecule: messenger RNA, 3881 nt
Organism: Anoplopoma fimbria (sablefish)
Lineage: Eukaryota; Metazoa; Chordata; Actinopteri; Perciformes; Anoplopomatidae
Gene: sema3c
Product: sema domain, immunoglobulin domain (Ig), short basic domain, secreted, (semaphorin) 3C
Exons: 18
Coding region: 87-2381 (764 amino acids)
Biological process (GO): negative regulation of axon extension involved in axon guidance; positive regulation of cell migration; semaphorin-plexin signaling pathway
Molecular function (GO): chemorepellent activity; semaphorin receptor binding
Source: RefSeq, a predicted model, not a curated record
GGUGAAGGUGAAUGGAAGAAAGCGUGCAGCUCCUUUGGGACUGGAUAAUUUGAGGCAGUGGUGACUGGUCGGGGUUCCCUGCAGUCAUGGGCAGGCCGGAGGGGUCGGCCGGGCCACCUCUGCUGUUAGCUUUGGCGCUCCUGGCUCUCGCUCUCCUCUCCACGGGGGUCUGCAGCCUCCCACAGCCGCUGCCAAGAGUCUUCCUCUCCUUUGAAGACCUGCAGGCCUCCCAGUCCUUUGAACACUACAGUAUAUCAGAGAAGGCCAUGGACUACAGGAUCCUGCAGAUGGACGAGGACCAGGACCGGAUGUAUGUGGGCUGCAAAGACAACGUCCUCUCCAUGGACAUUAACAACAUCACCCUUAGCACACUUAAGGUGUUUUGGCCUGCGUCUACAAGCAAGAUAGAGGAAUGCCAAAUGGCAGGAAAGGAUCCCACGCAUGGCUGUGGGAACUUCAUCCGGGUGGUGCAGCCUUACAACAGGACUCAUCUGUUCAUGUGUGGCAGCGGAGCCUACAGUCCCGUCUGUGUGUACAUCAACCGGGGCCGCAGACCAGAGGAACAAGUAUUUCACAUCGACUCCAGGACCGAAUCUGGAAAAGGGAGGUGCUCCUUCAACCCUCAAGUGAAUACAGUCUCCGUCAUGCUCAACCAGGAGCUGUUCUCAGGCAUGUACAUUGACUUCAUGGGGACAGAUGCUGCCAUCUUCAGGAGCCUGACCAAGAGAAAUGCAGUGCGAACAGAUCAGCACAACUCUAAGUGGCUGAGUGAGCCAAUCUUCAUUGACGCCCACCUGAUACCAGAUGGAACAGACCCCAAUGAUGCCAAGUUGUACUUUUUCUUCCGUGAGAGGCUGACCGACAACAGUGGAAAUACAAAAAAUAUCCACACCAUGGUGGCCAGAGUGUGUCCGAGUGACAUCGGAGGACAGCGGAGCCUGGUGAACAAAUGGACCACCUUCCUUAAGGCCCGGAUGGUUUGUUCAGUCCUGGAGGAGGACGGCACAGAAACUCAUUUUGACGAACUUGAAAGUGUGUUUUUGCUGGAAAUCGAUCAGCCCAAGGGCCUGUUGGUGUUUGGAGUCUUCACAUCCACAAGCUCCGUGUUUAAAGGCUCGGCAGUGUGUGUGUACAGCAUGGCCGACAUCCUCACCGUCUUCAACGGGCCCUUUGCUCACAGAGAGGGGCCCAACUUCCAGUGGGUGGCCUUCCAGGGACGCAUCCCUUACCCAAGGCCUGGAACUUGUCCUGGAGGAGCCUUCACACCUGACAUUCACACAACUAAGGAGUUUCCAGACGACGUGGUGACCUUUGUACGCAACCACCCAGUCAUGUUCAACCCCAUCUACCCAGUGGGACGGAGACCUCUGGUGGUACGGACCAAUGCUGACUACAAAUACACAUCAGUGGCAGUGGACCAGGUCAUGGCUGCUGACGGCAACUACCAAGUGCUAUUCCUGGGCACAGACAAAGGUACAGUACAGAAGGUGAUUGUGCUGCCAAGCAAUCAAUCCCUGCAUGAAGAUCUGAUCCUGGAGGAGCUGGAAGUGUUUAAGAAUCAAGCUCCUGUUACAAACUUGAAAAUAUCCUCAAAAAAGCAACAGCUGUACGUCAGCUCCGAGUUCGGGGUCUCGCAGGUCUCCCUUCACCGCUGUCACGCUUACGGCUCGGCUUGCGCUGACUGCUGCCUCGCCAGAGACCCCUACUGCGCCUGGGACGGGCUUAGCUGCUCACGCUUCUAUCCCACCGGCAAAAGGAGAAGCAGAAGGCAGGACAUUAUGCAUGGGAAUCCACUCACUCAAUGCCGAGGAUUCAAUCUAAAAGCCUACAGAAACGCAGUGGAGAUGACGCAGUACGGCGUGAAAAACAACACCACCUUCCUGGAGUGCCUUCCCAAGUCUCCUCAGGCGUCCAUUCGCUGGCUCAUUCACAGGGACAACGACAGGAGGAAAGAGGUGAAGCUGGGCGACCGCGUCCUCUCCACGGAGCACGGCCUCCUCAUCCGCUCCGUCCAGCUGUCCGACCAGGGCCUCUACUACUGCCUGACCACCGAGAACACCUUCAAGCGCACCGUCGCCAAGAUCCGCCUGCGGGUGCUGAGCGAGGCGAUGGUGAGCGUGCUGACGGACAAGCAGCAGUCGCCGUGGGCCUGGGCCACCUCGUUGCACCCCAAGGCCCUGUUGUCGGCCUUCAGUCCGGCGGAGAGCCUUGCCGUGCAACAGUACUGCAAAGAGAGGAAGCAGCUCCAGAACCUCCAGCAGAAGCAGCAGCAGCAACAGAUCCAGCCGCCUGGACCUCUCAGGGGGGACCUGGCCAAACUGAAGCCCCUGCUGGACCGGAGGAAGAGCCGCAACCGGCGCAAUCACCUACCAGAGGUCUGAGACAGGGAGGUGCAGAAACUGACACUAACAACCUCCCUCUGCUUCCAUACCCAGACCUUUGAUUUUCCAAAUCUCAUCUCAAAGCUGCACUGUGAGGUGGGUGUGGGGAGUUGUUAUUCGGCAAUAUCUCUUUUUGUUUUUUUAUUGCAUGAGGUAGGUACCGUGACCCGAUGGCUGUGACAUCCACUCAUACACACCCACAUGCACCCACGAGCAAUUAAUUUGCCGUCGCAGUCGCAACACAGACUGAGGUGGCCCUGCUGUGAAUGGCAGUAAUACACUGUGGUCUAAGCUGAUAUUGCUUAUGAUAAUACACCUUGAGAUGCAGCCGAGGUCAGUGAUCGUAUCAUAUUUUAGAUAUUAGAGAGGAAACUAGACUGGCCGGAUAUUAGCUCACAAUGCAUUUGUUCUUUGUUCACCAAAAAGAAGCGGUAAUUCGAAAUGAUGAUCGUAAAUGGAGGAGAUUGAAAAGGGACAAAAGGGAGACAGAUGCAUGCUUGAGAGCGAACGCCUUCAAAGUAUAAUGUUAGUAUUUUAUUAGACUCUACUCACAUUUCUCUAUUUACUUUAAACUAACAAAUAUGUCUCUGUUCAGUGGAAUGACUGAAAUGGCUUUGUGGGCACGCAUAGGGUGAUAAAAAGUCGAUUUGUGAGAAAAAAAAACUACUUAUUUUUUUCUCAUGGGUCGACUGACUCAUACUGUCUACAAAAGCACUGUUGAUACAAAGCACAGAUGGCAAGUGGUUCCAAUAAAAAGUGUUACAUUACAGCGCUGUGUAAGUUAAAAAAAUGAGUUAGUUCAAAGGCCAAACUUAACAUCCAGAGCUGAUGUUACACAAACAGAAAUAUUAGUAGAAUACAGAGAAGCACAUGAAAUUCUGCGUGAGCUGCUGCAAACAUUUUAUCUGUAUUUAUUCCUAUUACUCAGACAUUUCAUGAAUCUAGCUCAGUGUAAUUCAGCCGCAUAUUGUAUCAAACUUCUCAUGUUUCUGGCACAGAAGCAUGUUCAUAGAAAUGCAUCAGCUAUGUAGAGGUAUCUAAAUCCUUGCCUGGAUUAAAUUUGAGUAACUGGCAGAUUCGCACAAUUUAGAUUGACAGCAUAGAUUGCAUCUUAAGAUGGAUGCUGAAACGUUACAAUAGGUUUUUUCACAUUGUCGACAGCAAAGUGGACACUUUUAAUUCAGAAAUAGUAAGUAAUUGACUUCUGUGAAUAGACUUUUUUUCAGAGGCGUAGUAAAUGUAGAUAGAGAUUAAUUGUUGCUUGUGUACAUAGUAUAUUUUUUUGUUUCAUCCUUUUAAUUUAAUGUUGUGCAGAUGUUUGUGAAAAUGUGUAUAUAAUUUCAACAUAUUUCACCAGCUAUGACUAUCUGCAAGUUGCAGAGACAUACAGUAUUAUUUUCAUUUUGAGAAACGACUAGUUGUACCUUCUCAACUUAUCUCUGCUCCGCAUUUAAAUAAAGCUGUGAGACCAGCAUCAUGUCAACUCCAACUUAGUGUAAC